Messenger RNA from Python bivittatus (Burmese python), 7401 nucleotides. NCBI's taxonomy places the organism in Eukaryota, Metazoa, Chordata, Lepidosauria, Squamata, Pythonidae. The record is from RefSeq and is a predicted model, not a curated record.
AUGGGUUAUUUAGACAGUGACAGCAAUUCUGAGAAAGAAUUCUACCUCUCUGGAAGUAGUGAUGAAGAAUACAGUCUUGAAGCUGAAAAAAUCUCAGAGGAAGAUGUCAGAACAGCUAAUGUUAUUUCUGCUGAAGCCGUGACGUGUCUUGUCAUCGACAGAGACUCUUUCAAACAUUUGAUUGGAGGCCUGGAUGAUGUUUCCAAUAAAGCAUAUGAGGAUGCUGAAGCAAAAGCAAAAUAUGAAGCCGAAGCUGCCUUCUUCGCCAACCUGAAGCUGUCUGACUUCAACAUCAUUGACACUCUUGGAGUUGGAGGUUUUGGGAGAGUUGAACUGGUCCAGUUGAAAAGUGAUGAAUCAAAAACCUUUGCAAUGAAGAUACUAAAGAAACGCCACAUAGUAGACACAAGACAGCAGGAACACAUACGCUCAGAAAAACAGAUCAUGCAAGGCGCUCACUCAGAUUUUAUUGUGAGGUUAUAUAGGACAUUUAAGGACAGCAAGUAUUUAUAUAUGUUGAUGGAAGCCUGUUUAGGUGGAGAGCUUUGGACCAUUCUCAGGGACAGAGGUUCAUUUGAAGAUUCUACAACCAGAUUUUACACAGCUUGUGUGGUAGAAGCUUUUGCCUACUUGCAUUCCAAAGGAAUCAUUUAUAGGGACCUCAAGCCAGAAAACCUCAUCUUAGAUCAUCGAGGUUAUGCCAAAUUGGUCGAUUUUGGUUUUGCAAAAAAAAUAGGAUUUGGAAAGAAAACAUGGACUUUUUGUGGAACUCCAGAGUAUGUAGCCCCAGAGAUCAUCCUGAACAAAGGUCAUGACAUUUCAGCAGACUACUGGUCACUGGGAAUCUUAAUGUAUGAGCUCUUGACUGGCAGUCCACCUUUCUCAGGCCCAGAUCCCAUGAAAACAUAUAACAUCAUACUAAGGGGGAUUGACAUGAUUGAAUUUCCAAAGAAGAUUGCCAAAAAUGCUGCUAACUUAAUUAAAAAACUAUGCAGGGACAACCCAUCAGAAAGAUUAGGUAACUUGAAAAAUGGAGUCAAAGAUAUUCAAAAGCACAAGUGGUUUGAAGGCUUUAACUGGGAAGGUUUAAGAAAAGGUACAUUGACACCUCCUAUUAUACCAAGUGUUGCAUCUCCAACUGAUACAAGCAAUUUUGAUAGCUUCCCUGAGGACAACGAUGAACCACCACCUGAUGACAACUCAGGAUGGGACAUAGACUUUUAAUGUUUUUCUCUUACCUGCUUCUGCCUUGCUGAAGACAGCUUCCUGAGACAUGGCUGCCAGCAGACCUGAAGGAUUUGGGAAGGAUUCGUGCUCGGGGUCACCAUGAUGCCUUGAUUGAUGCUGCUACAGUAACUACAGUGGCAUUAGGACUUCUUGCUUAGAUGACAAUAGUGCUCUUCACAUGUUUUCUGUUUGAACUUAACACAGCAGUUGACAUGGUGGUCCUGAAGCAAAACCUUUUUCACCAAUAAUUAAAUGUGUUUUCUAUCAUGGUACUGAACACGCUAUGCUCCAUUGUAAUUUGAAAGUUCAUAGAAUAAGAUGCACAUAAUUCUAGCUGUAAGUUCAUUUUCUUUAUUGCUAAAUAUAUUCCAAACUGUUAAGUACUGUAGCUCAUUCUAUGCUGUAGAAUCUACGGUACAGUAACUGGGGUACUCCCAAACUGCAAGUUGAGUGUAUUGAGCCUCUUAAAGUAGGCCGAUGUGUUAAACCAAGGAGGACCACAAAGCUAUUUGUGAAGGAGCUCAUGUCAAAGCAGUGCUAUAAUUUGUCUUUCUUUUCAAGCAGUAUACAAGACAAGAAUGAAUGUUACCUUUCUCCAUUUUUAGUUCUGAUGCGCUUUUCUUCCCAACUGAUAACAGAAGCACAAUUGCUACAGUUCCUGUUAAACUGUUAAAGCAAGUAUGGGUCAGUCAAUUCUCAUAUCAUAUGUCUGAGAGCGUACUAUAUCUAUCAUUUCUUUUGUGGAUACAGAUACAUAAGAGCAUGUGAAAAAAGUGUUCAUAAAACUAUUCAUUUUACAUAUAUACAAUAACUAUCUUGUAAAAGAAAAAGAAGAAUAUUUAUUCAAAGGUCCUAAAAACAAAAUAACGUUAACCAACAAGUCUAAAAGGCAUUUACACUUAUUCUAAAAUAACAAUUACCUUUGACAGCCCAUUGAAUUUCCAAGAUCCACUGCAUGUUAUAUAGGUGCUAUGUACAUCUUUCAUCUGUGAAAUAAAAUAAUCAAACUUUCACACUCAUUUUUCAGAAAAAAAAUGUAGCAAGAAAUUUCACUAUCAGUUGAAAUUGUGUAUACAUAUAAGUGUGUCUAUUCUUAUGCACACUUAUAUAUGGAUGAUACAUAUACAUAUUUUCAGUGCUACUCUGCGGUACUGCCCUAACUUUGUUUUUCUUUUCUAUUUUCCAAAUCCCACAAAUGUUAUGCUACAUUUAUUUUCUCAAAAGAUUAUUGGCCAAAUUUUCCUUGUAAAACAUAACUCUUACAGAUCUGUCUACAAACAAGGAACAAUGCAAUUGAAAUGGAAUGCUUCAAUAUCCCAUUCAUUUCAAAAGGAGAAUUAAAUUCACACUUAAAUUUCUCCUAUUGAAAUUAACAGGUCUUUAAAUGAGUCCAUCUUAGGUGAAUUACACCUACCAGUUAUGAAUAUUUUAAUGGGUCAGUGCAUAGACCAAUUUGUCCAAACUUGUUGCUCAGAAAUUAUUGGAGUCCAACAUGUUCAGAGGACAGAAGUGUGAGAAAGGCUAUUAUAGAUAGCAAUAGUUUAUGAACUUUCAGAACAAUUUCAGCGAAGACUUCCACUUUUCAGUAUGACUUUGUUAGCAUUUGACAAUAUGCUGCUUAAGUAGUCUUGCAUCUGUGCUAACUUUUUAAAUUAGUUCCCUAAAAAGAAAACAAACAACCACAUUUCCAGAAUGUCCAUUUAUUUUGGAAUUCUCACCAAAGCACCACCAUAGCUUAAUAACUUGCUCUUUCUUUUGAAUCCAGAAGUAUAUUUACAUCUCUGGUUUUGGCAUUAUGGAUUAAUUUAGCUUGCCUCCAAUUACUUUUUCUCCAUAUGUUGCCUAAUACUAUCCUGUUUAUUUACUUUUUCCUUUCCAGCCUUUGAAGCUAUCCUAUUAAUGAGGCCUGAAUUCAGACAAUGUUAUUUACAUAUAUAGUAAUACUAUAAAAUAUAACAAACUCCACUGAACUCAAUGAUAAUCACAUCUGAUUAGAGAUGUACAAGAUUAUAUUUUUCUUUUCCUUUGAAAUUUAUGGGAUUUGAAUCAUGACUAGCUUGUACCACCAUUUUAAAUGGUACCAAAAUUUAGCUAUUUUACAAUGCACUACUGUGUGUGCUUAUACAGAAGUAAAUCCCACUUUGUUCAGCAGGGCUUAUUCUGAAAUAGGUAUGUAUAGGAUUGUUGUCUCAGUCUGGUUCUAAUCCAGUUUGUAUAACAUAGAACUUCCCUGUCAUUGGAUAGGGCUAUAAAAUGAACUUGAAACAAAACACUGGCUGUUGAAUACAUAUCAUUGCACUGGUUUAGCAUUAUAUCUAAACGCAAUUACAUUGUUAAUGUUAGUUUUCCCCAUAAGAGAUGCUUAGAGACUAGUUCAGUUAAAAAAAACAAAAACCCAAAACAUUCACAAAUGAAGCUCAUUGGCUACUUACCGAUUACCCCCAAGUUCUUGAACCAAUCGUUUCAGUGAAAACAGCUCUCUAGUCUAAUACAUUAGAAGAUAAUGUAUGAGUUUGAAGGAGAAAAACAUGGAAAGAGAUUAUCAUCUUCAUAACUUUCUCACAUAUUUGAUACAAACUUGUAGUUUCAUUUUAAGAUAUUUAAUCUUGAAAAACAUACUGUUUCUCUGUUCCUAGUGAUGGCUUCCACCAAAAAUAACAAUAAAGAACCAGCACCAUCCAGGAUUGGUACCAUAUAACAAUGCAAUCCGGGAAAUAGCACUCUGCUUCCAAUGGACAUAGGAUCAGGAAUAGGAAUCCUUGAUGUGGGACUAACAUCCAAUCACAGGUGCAUCCGCCUUAUUGAAAUGAUUCAAGCUUCCAAACCUUAGUAAAGGUACAUCUUCUUUUUAGCUGAGCUUGGUUCCCAGUGAGAGACGUGAUAGUCCAUUAUCAUUUUCUGGGGUUUCUGGGAUAAUUCCGGGAUAAAAACCUUGUCGAACAUAUAGCCUGCCAUUUCAGUUUCAAACUUUACAACCCUGUACUAUAGCACAUCAUGCCCUUCCCUCACACACAGGAAGAGAUACUGUCGGCCAACCUCGCAGAAGCAGGAAUGGCACAGUUUUCGUGAGUAAAGGCCCAAGUCAAGCAGAAAUCAGAAAGCAUGAUGAGAACUAGAAUAACUUAGAAUAACAUGUGGCUGCUCUUGAAGUGUUGAAGAAAGGUCGUAAUCUUUGAUCUCGUCGGUCCAAAUUGAAAUUUAGUCUAUAGAAAAUAAGGGCUCAGGGUUUUUUUUUCCCCUUGUUAAAAUUAACCAGACAAUUUAAUCUCUUGUCGUAUCCAUUACACGAGAUCCCUUUGCAUGAAGGUGCAGGGAAACCUAAACUUCCAGGAUUCAGUCUCAGAGUAUUCCAUUGUCAGCUUAGUCAGACAAUUCUUCACAUUCAUAAGGGUGCCUGUAGCUUGAGUAGAAUAUUCAGUAGAAAUACAGCACCACACCUUAAGUUUCCUAGAAGGACUCAGCUUCAUUUAUGUCAGAUCUAUUUAAUUAUAAUCAAUUUCAUGUUUUUUUCACAAAUGUACAUCAUUGAGAGACAAUAUGAACACUGCACCACUUGUUCAUCACUUCUGCUGCUUGUCAGUCCUGCACAGUUACUUGUACAUAACAAAUCUAACACAAAUAUGUAACUUUAGUAUAUAAACACUGUUGGAAGCAGACAUUUGCUACUAGGGCUAAAACAGCUCCAUAGUCAUUUUGGUCAAGUCAAUUGUUUCUACAUUACAUCUGGGAUCAUUACACAAAGAACGCUCUGCACUUCACCUCUGGCAAGUGACAUGCCUACGUGAAAUCAAUUAAAAUCUAAAAUGUAUUCAUUUCAACUCAUGGAUUUUUCCUAAUAUACAGUAUAUACAUAUAUACAUACAUACAUAUAUAUAUAUAUAUAUUGUUGUCUCCAAUCUAAAUAGUUCCAGUGCUAAUAGGUCAUCCUAAAGCACUCAGCUGAACAGUAGUCACAAGUUUUAAAAUAUUUAUGCAAGAAAAGUUGCAGAAUGAGCGUGGUAUGAAUUAUUAUGCUUGAUUCCUUCCAAUUGUCCUUGAACUGCACUCAAUAAUAUAUAAUUGGUGUGGUGUGCACUUAAUAUAAAUUUAUUUUGUCAUAUGACUCACUUGCAUCUUCUUUACCAAAUGUAUUUUCAAUAACUUAAACUAGCAUAUGUAUAAUAGUAAACCCUGCAUUUAUAAGUAAUAUAUUUUAUUUACAUAUAUAUAAAUAUAAAUAUAUAUCAACAUACAUGUUUAUGUUUCAAUGUACUGUCUUAGUCCACAUGUUACUCCUUCCAUGCAGAUCACACCAAAAAUGGCCUCCCAUGUUGAGUUUUCCAUCCCCAGCAAUAAGAUUAAGUGCUACUCAACACAUGAAUUAGGGCAAUAAUGUUGCAGGUUUCCUGGUUUCACUGAACUUAAUAAGUAAGAAUGGAAAAGAUAACUACACAUUACAGCUGGGAAUGGUAAACUUGUCAUGGCCGCAUUACAUAGACUUGGCCUAGCACAAGUAGUAUGUGGACAACUUAUUAUUUAUGGCUACAGUCCUCAGAUAAACUUACUCAUGAGUAAGACCCAUUGAUUUGAUAGAUUUUGUUCCCCAAUAAUGAAUUUGAGAUUGGGACCUUGCUUCUCCACAAUAAAUGGGGCAACGGCAAUCUGCAUAAAAAUGAGUUUGCUAACAUAUUUAAGACACACUGACUAGAACUGGGUUCUAAAGGUACAGAUGAACUGUAGCUUAUUAGAGUGCUGCAUUCUCCACAGAAAAUUAUUUAAUAAUAGGACCACAGGCAAAUAUUUAUGUAAAUAGAUAUUUUUUCGUGUUGAUAUUUUAUGGUAUACAUAUAGCUUUUUCUUUAGAACUUCAUUGCAUUAUUUUCAUUUUCUUAUUUGUAAGGUAAUGUUUUUAGAUCAACGUAGACUUGAAUUAAUGUCAUAAUUGUCAGUAUUACUGAAGUUUAUGUCAACUGUACCGUUGUCCAUUUGUCCCAUAGUUUAGAACAUCAUCUAGUUAUUUGGCAUUGUUGCAAGUGCCUUAAAUUCAUGGCAUCCUAUUAAAAAAAAAAAUACAAAUUUGGUGUUAUGCUGCAUGACCAAGACAAACACACCUCAAAAUGUUGUCCUUUCUUAGCUUGCUGCGUUUUACAGUUCUUUCGGCUAACAGUUUAUAAGCCUUUACUAUAUAAUAUUGAUGAAUUACAGAAAUGAUGAAGUUGUUCUCUUAUUUCUGUUAUAAAUGUACCAGAGCUGUGUAUCUGUUAAUGAGAUACAGCGUCAUUUCUGUGAAAUGUAUAAAUGUAUGUGCAGGUCAAAUUAAUAUAUGACAUACUAUCAGUCUGUAUACAGGUAUUCCUGUUUUGCUAAGCUGUGCAAAUUUUAAAACUGUAGUGCGGUAAAACUUCGGACAUACCACAUUUUGUAAUCGAUUCCAUAGCAAAAUAAAAAUUCCAGUCAGGCAGAUUAGACAAUAAAAUUGACAUCACAGCAAAACAAAACAAAAAUCCUCUGAUUGGGAAGCCGACGACUGCCAAAAGGAGUGAAUCUUGUUGCACCACUGAACAAAACAGGACCCGUGCUUUCUCUGGGUUGGUUCCAGACCUAGUCGCAUUUAGAGUAAAUCCAUUCACAUCAAUGGGACUUACAGAAGUUGUAACUAAUUUCAUUUUAAUGGUAUACUCUAAGUAGGCUUAAAUCUGAAAUCAACCCUAUGAUUUCAUGUAUAUGCAAACAGUUUCUGAGACACCUUCUCAGUCGUAUAUCUAGAAAGCGAAACACUGAAAGUGUAUUCCUAGUCCUCUUCUCUGUGAACAGUCAGCUCUACAGCCCUGAGACUUUGAUGUUUCAGGCUUUAAUAGCAAAGGGAAAUCGAUUCAGAGUUGCCUACUAAUGUACUUAUUCCAAUGUUAUGAUGUUUUUACACAUGGUGGUUUCCUUUAUAAUCCUAAUGGCUCUUUUUCUUCUUCAUAAGGAUUCUACAUGAAAGAGGAGGAGUUAGUUUUGUUUGUCCAAGGUACACUUUCAUCAAAUGGUCUUUGACCAGUUGCACUCUUUUGAUGUAGACUGAAAAAAAAAAAAAACUUUUUAUCAUGAAGUUAACUGCUUUUGUUUUGCUCUGUAUUUUCCCUGCAGCUGUAAUUGCCGAGUGCCUGUUGUAUACUUUAUAGAGUUGAAAUAAAAAAAUUUACUUUUGAA